UUUUUUUUUUUUUUUUUUUUUUAAGCCUGCUACUACUCUGCCAACACGUGGGGGAGAGAUUGACUUUGUACCUGGACACUUUUUCAAAAUCGACGUUUACACUGCGUUGUUCUCAUCGUGGCGACAUCAAGGGCCUUAAAAUACUUUGCUGCCGAAACUGUCGGAAAGGUUUUUAAGGUGUAGCUGCUAGUGUCCUGAGGAGAUGCCUCUAAGGUUUCGCUCGAUUGUGCCCUACACAGUACCAGGAGUCCUUGCACUGAUCGGCUGGUGGUGGUACACCUCGCGUAAGAAAGAGCGCCUCAUCAGCCAUGACGCCCCAGAUGACGGUCCAACUAAUGCAUCCCUGAGAUUGUGUCUAACAACGGGAACGGGGCCCAAUGGUGUGGUCGAGAAAGACACUGUAUCUACUCCACACAACACAAAACAUCACUUGACCUGCAGAGAUCCAAAAGCCAGUAUAAACGAUGAGGAGCAGGAAAAUAUGUUCCAAAAUCAUGUUGAUGAUACAGACACAGCAUCCAAUAUGGGGCAGACUCUUAAAGAGACAGCUGUUGAAACAUGUGGAAUACAAGUGGAAGUUCAGAAACCCACAGGUUCAACUCUGCUGCCGUAUGAACAGGAUGAGAGUUUCAAUGUAUCAGUAAAAGAUCAUGGAGACCUGAAAAAAAGCCCAAUACCCUCCUGUGGUUCAGAGGCAAAUCUUGAUCUAAAGAGAAAGUCAACGUCUGCUUCAGAAAUCACUAUCAAAGACAUGGUCUUGUCCUGCCAAGCCACCAAUAUUACCCCCUCAACCACUACGACGUCAGGGUGCCUUGCUGAUGCAGAGCGGCCUGAGCCAGAGGGUGAAGUUGCUCAGAGCCACACCACUAUGACAGCACAGGAUGAUGGUUGUGCGAUCAUACCCAUUGAAGCGCAGAGAGUGGUCUCAUCACAAUUCGAGUCUCGAGACAAACACAUUUCACAGCAAGAUUUAAAUCAACACAUUCUAACCAGCACACCCAACUCUCUGGUCCUGACUCCCAAAGCCCAAACUACAUCAUUGACAUCACAGGAAAUCCAGGUUCCCAGCCAUCAUGGUGAGGAGCAAGAUCUGGAAGUUCUGGCAGCUGGACUCAUAACGGAGGUCAUCUCAGCAGCCACCCAGCAGGUCUUUGGUGGCAUCAACUGCCAGGUUUCUGACUCAAGCCAGCAGUGUCACCAUCCUCGAUUGUCAACCCACCAUCAAACAGGCUGUGAGGAAACCCAAAACAAAGAGCAAGUGAUGCCCAAUGGGUCUUUUACCGACUCAUGGGAGUCUUUAGAGGUUAAUGAAUUAGUUCAGACAAACUAUACACAAAAAGAACCUAUGCCAAAACUGUCUCACCAAAUAGCAGACAGUAUACCUCUACUGAACAACGUUGUGAAAGACAAUGAAUCAGCUACACAGACUGAGGACUCUGCUUGCAGCACCUGUCACUCCGAGGACGGCAUCAGCAAUGAGAAUCACCAACAUAGUCUAAUGGACAGCAAAAUGGAUGUCUUCCAGAUUACAGACUUGUCAGAAAAAGAAGUAACACAAACCCAAUCACUUAUUGAGACACCCGCAGACGGAAUUAUUUUCCCUUUGGCUGAAGAAAAUUCAGUGGAUGCGGUGUGUGGUGUUAAGAUGCUUGAUGGAAUAGACGUAAGGAAUGGACCUCAGGGAUGCGAAGUGGAAACAGACCAGUCUGGAGGCUCUGAUGUGAACAGUAUGGACUCUGUGGAUAGUGGCUGUACUAUGGGCGCUAGAGAAAGUUAUAGUACCCAUGCUUCCUCUUCAAGUUCUGAGCUAGUCAUCUGGGAGAUUGAAGUGCCAAAGCUUCUGGUUGGGCGAUUAAUUGGGAAGCAAGGAAGAUAUGUGGGUUUUCUUAAGCAGACCUCUGGUGCAAAGAUAUACAUCUCAACCCUGCCUUACACACAGGAGUUCCAAAUCUGUCACAUAGAGGGUAUGCAACAACAAGUUGACAAAGCCCUGUCUCUGAUUGGGAAGAAGUUUAAAGAUUUGGAUUUGACAAACCUUUAUGCUCCUCCACCACCACCCCUCACAUUGCCAUCACUCCCCAUGACUUCAUGGCUGCUCCUGCCCAGUGGUGUGACAGUUGAAGUGAUUGUGGUGAAUAUUGUAUCAGCCGGGCACGUCUUUGUCCAGCAGCACACCCAUCCUACUUACCAUGCCCUAAGAAGCCUUGACCAGCAGAUGUUCUUGUGCUACUCCCAGCCAGGCACACCCACCCUUCCUUCUCCAGCUGAAGUUGGUGUGAUAUGUGCAGCUCCAGCAGUGGAAGGAGCCUGGUGGAGAGCUCAGGUCAUCACCUUCUAUAAAGAAUCAAAUGAGGUGGAAAUAAGAUACGUUGAUUAUGGUGGCUAUGACAGAGUGAAGAUUGACUCAUUACGGCAAAUAAGGUCUGAUUUUGUAACAUUACCGUUUCAAGGGGCUGAAGUAUUGCUUGACAACGUCGCUCCCCUCCCAGGAGAGGAUCGUUUUUCGUCCGGGGCCACAUCAGCGCUCGAAGAGAUGACAAGAGGAGUUGCAUUGCUUGCCCAAGUCUCAAAUUAUGAUAACAGUACUGGCCUCCCAUUGGUUCAUCUGUGGAACAUGGUGGGAGAAGACGUUAUUUCUAUAAACCGCACAUUGGCUGAGAGGGGCUUGGGUGUAUGGGUUGAUGGAUUUUGAGCCAUUGUCUGUUAAAGACAAUUCACUGGAUGAUUUUUUGUUUUGUUUUUCUCGUCCUGUUGUUUGUUUCCUUUAAAAAGACAUUAAAAUAUUUUUCUGGCAUAGUCUUUGAGAGCAACACUGCUUCAAAAUAAGACAAACCUUUUUGGGUCAUUCACAAAUGAAAGGAAGAGGAACCUUGUACAUGAAAAAAGGGUCUAUAUUGUAAUUUAAAUAAAGAUCAACCAAUAUUUUUUUUUUCUCCCCCAACUUUACCUUUUUGCACUGGGCUUUUGGACAUUGUAUUUUAAUCAUCAUGCUGUGUGGGCUCAUGAGACGUAUGUCAGACUAUGUAGGCACGUGAACUGUAAUUACCAACUCUGACAGCGAGAGGUCAGUAAAUUUCAAAAUUGUUUGGAUAAAC
Molecule: messenger RNA, 3095 nt
Organism: Syngnathus acus (greater pipefish)
Lineage: Eukaryota; Metazoa; Chordata; Actinopteri; Syngnathiformes; Syngnathidae
Gene: akap1b
Product: A kinase (PRKA) anchor protein 1b
Exons: 12
Coding region: 203-2692 (829 amino acids)
Molecular function (GO): RNA binding
Source: RefSeq, a predicted model, not a curated record